CAUGCAACACUUCCCGUAAUCCUUGGACAAAUCGGGCCGCAUGUAAACUGAAUGUCGGCGACUCGGGUGUUCCGGUGCGGAACCUUUCGCGUUUGCCAUUUGGAUUGCUCGUACACAGACAGACGUUGCUCUUUGCCUUACAGAUUCGUAUGAAACCGUCUUUAAUUUGUCAGGAAUAGUUUAGUGACACUUUUCGGCUUGCGGAUCGCCUGGAUGUACCACGGAAUCGUAUAGGCUACUGGUCGUGGUUGUGCUCAGCUAGCCUGCUCCUGCAUCUCUAAACGUAUCACACCACUCGUUAGAUUUUUGGUUUGUUUUCAAAGAAAGCAUUUUCUUUGAAUUCGUGAUGAUAAAGAUCACGAUACAGACCGGGGGACUGAUAGUUUUACUGUGGGUGCUUGUCGGACACUUUGUUUUGGGUUGGUUCAACAACAACAUCAAUUCCAAGACGCCGCAAAGCCAACGUUCUGGCAGCGCCGCGGCCGCCGACAGCGAAGACCAAAGCUGUUUUUGUCACUUGACCGGCGUCUUGGACGACUGCUUCUGCGACAUCGAGAGCAUCGAUGUCUUCAACAACUUCAAGAUUUACCCGAGCAUCCAGAAACUGCUGGAGAGAGACUACUUCAGAUACUACAGGGUGAACCUGAAGAGACCCUGUCCGUUUUGGCCAGACGAUGGCCACUGCGCCAUCAAGGACUGCCAGGUGGAGCCCUGCCCAGAGAGCAAAAUCCCUGUGGGAAUAAAAGCUGGCAACUAUAAUAAAUAUUCCCAGGCGGCCAACUCCGUGUCGGAGAUAGAGGAGUGUGAACAGGUCCACGAGCUGGGAGCCAUCAACAACACACUGAGUAACCAGAGCAAGCAGGCCUUCGCCGACUGGGCCCGGCACGACGACGCUCAGGACCACUUCUGCGAGCUGGACGACGAAACGUCUCCGGACUUCGAGUACGUGGACCUGCUGCUGAACCCGGAGCGCUACACCGGGUACAAGGGCCCGUCCGCCUGGAGGGUGUGGAACAGCAUCUACGAGGAGAACUGCUUCAAGCCCAGGUCAGUGUAUCGACCCCUGAACCCCCUGGCACCCAGCAGAGGAGAUGAUGAUGGUGAAGGCUUUUACAACUGGCUGGAAGGGCUCUGUCUGGAGAAGAGGGUGUUCUACAGACUGAUCUCUGGCCUGCACAGCAGCAUCAACAUCCACCUGUGUGCAGCGUACCUGCUGGACGAGGGCUGGGGUCGCGCGGUGUGGGGCCCGAACGUGCGGGAGUUCCGCACCCGCUUCGACCCGGCCGAGACCAAGGGGGAGGGCACGCGGCGGCUGAAGAACCUGUACUUCCUGUACCUGAUCGAGCUGCGGGCGCUGUCCAAGGUGGCGCCCUACUUCGAGCGCACCAUCGUCAACCUGUACACCGGCAGGGCCCAGGAGGACGCUGCCACCAAGGAGCUGCUGCUCCGCAUCUUCAACGCCGCCAAGGCCUUCCCAAUGCACUUUGACGAGAAGUCCAUGUUCGCCGGACAGAAGAUAGAGGCCAAGACAUUAAAGGAGGAGUUCAGGCUGCACUUCAAAAACAUCUCGCGCAUCAUGGACUGUGUGGGCUGCAGCAAGUGCCGUCUGUGGGGGAAACUGCAGACUCAAGGCCUGGGCACCGCUCUCAAGAUCUUAUUUUCCGAGAAGGAGAUAAAGAACCUUCCGGAGAACAGCCCGUCCAAAGGCUUCCAGCUGACGCGGCAGGAGAUCGUGGCGCUCCUCAACGCUUUCGGGAGGCUCUCCACUAGCAUUAAGGAGGUGCACAAUUUCAGAACUCUGCUGAAUGAUGUCAGGUAACGAACACCCCCAGCCAGUAGGGGGCAGCAGCGGCCCGGAGGACACUGCGAUAGUCUUAUCCUGCCCGAGAAUAAGGCCGCUGUUUCAGGGACUACAGGAUCAAGGCCCAGAAGAAGAGAAAAAUAACAAACAUAAAAGAAAAAAAUUAAGUAAAACAGACUCGGAUGAAAUCUCCUCCUUGCCCGUUCCAUGUCCAACUGCCCAACGAUUCGACCAAUCAGACGGCCUAGACCGCUACGUAGACCCACAUAAGGAUUCUUCUUUAACUCCUGAACCGUCUUGGCUCGGGACGCUGUUGGGACUGUUUGGGCCCUCGCCCCCCCUAACCGUGCACACCCCCGCCCCAUUCGAGGGGUGCAGUACAGAGUGGAAGAGGCACAGCUUCAUUUCGGCACUCUGCAUCUCCCUCUUUAGGAAACUGGUUGUGAUCUGAUGCUUAUCUGUUUCCCCAAACCGGCUUAUGUCUGUAUGACUGUCUCUCUGUGCACACGUAUGCUUCUUUGUGAGCGGGUGUGACACGAGUGUGUGUGCCUGUGUGUGUGUGUGUGUGUGUGUGUAUGCCUGCGCGCGCGUGUAUGUGUGAGUGUGUGUGUUUGAAUUUGCGUUUGGCAGAAUUGCAUGUAUUAACUUGGGCUGGGCUUAGGCUGGUCUUCUGAAAGUAAAAAAAAACCUCUUGCCAACUUGCUUUCUGCAUCCCAGAUAUUUACAAUUUUAUUUUUGUGUGGUCUUGCUGUACGGGGGGGGCAGUCUGAUUUGACCUGUGUCCCUGUCAGUGAUAUUAGCACAUGGAUAAUGGUGUGUAAUUUCACACAUGCAUCGAUGGGAGAAAAGCUGAGAGAUAAACAGCACUGGGAGAGUGGCUUAGGAACAUGUAGAUCACAGGUCUACAACGUUCCUUUCCUUGCAUUAUAGUAUUUUGCACCUGUAUUUAUUCUGACAAAAUGUUGGUGAAUUUAUUUUCGUUUUUUUACAGCGUGGGACCAGAGCGUGUGAAGCAGAGAAAGAAUGUACUCUCCCCUUGAAACAUGGCGAUCAUAACGAGCGUAGACGAUCUCUCAUUUUUCCAAACAGUCAACGCGACUUACGGUGAUUCAUUAUCAUGGGAAUAUGGGUGCUUUUCUCACAGGAGUCCAUUUUGUCUUCAGAAAUAUGCUUUGUGUGGCUGUGUAGGGGAAUUUACGCUGUACAGAAAUGUACAGGAUUUGUUUUUUUGAAUUGCAGGGAGAAAUAGGAAUUUUGAAUUGCAGCUCAGAACUGUUGGGGGUUGUCACGACCGAAUCAUGACUGUAGGACUUUCUGCCAAACUUUUCUUGCAGUGGCCGUGUCCUGAAUUUCAAUUGGAAUAUAUGUGAAUAUGCCGUCAAGGUAUUGCAACACUUCACAAUAUAUGAGCACAUUUGUAAACUAUUGCCACCUUCAGAGAUUGCAAUAUAUUACAAUUCUGUGAAAUGUAUUGCUAUGCUUUCAACAAGUCUGCGACGUUUUCAGUA
Anguilla anguilla (European eel) is the source of this 3309-nucleotide messenger RNA. It is a transcript of the gene ero1b, whose product is annotated as endoplasmic reticulum oxidoreductase 1 beta. The record is from RefSeq and is a predicted model, not a curated record. Gene Ontology annotation, cellular component: endoplasmic reticulum membrane; endoplasmic reticulum. The coding region runs from base 347 to 1819 and encodes 490 amino acids. Gene Ontology annotation, molecular function: protein-disulfide reductase activity; thiol oxidase activity; FAD binding. NCBI's taxonomy places the organism in Eukaryota, Metazoa, Chordata, Actinopteri, Anguilliformes, Anguillidae. The transcript has 16 exons. Gene Ontology annotation, biological process: protein folding in endoplasmic reticulum.